This is a messenger RNA of Colossoma macropomum (tambaqui), 3273 nucleotides long. RefSeq names its product major facilitator superfamily domain containing 1-like (gene mfsd1l). Lineage: Eukaryota; Metazoa; Chordata; Actinopteri; Characiformes; Serrasalmidae. The record is from RefSeq and is a predicted model, not a curated record. The transcript has 13 exons. Gene Ontology annotation, biological process: transmembrane transport. Gene Ontology annotation, molecular function: transmembrane transporter activity. The coding region runs from base 99 to 1562 and encodes 487 amino acids.
GCCCUGCAGUGAGCUAGCGGUGCUAAAAACACACAGGCAGAUAAAUGGAGCCGUAAAGCGGAGCAGAGUUUACACAGACUUACAGGCCCAGCACAGACAUGACCAAACCGGCGGAGAGAGCCUGUUACCGUUUCCUGGUGCUGUUUUUUAACUGCAUGCUCACAUUCGGCUCCUACUUCUGCUUCGACAUUCCCAGUGUGCUCCAAGAGCAGUUCCAAGGGAACCUGACGUGUCCGAACUCGACGGUGAGUUCCGGCAGCAGUAAUGGGUCGGAAUGUGUGGAGGGGCUGGGAAUGAGCCCACAGGAGUACAACCUGCUGUACGCCAUCUACGCGUGGACAAACGCCGCCGUGGUGAUCAUGGCAGGAUUCCUCAUCGACAAACUCGGGAACCGCUUCGGCGUGUUCCUGUUCUCCUUCCUGACCGUGCUGGGAUCGGCCAUCUUUGCUCUCGGUUCUCAUUUUAAAGGAACGGAGUACCUGCUGCCCCUCAUGCUGACCGGACGGCUUCUGUUCGGCUCUGGAAACGGAUCACUUACCAUUGUUCAGAACCGUAUCACAGCAUUCUGGUUUAAGGGUAAAGAGCUGGCUCUGGCGUUCGGUCUGACUCUGGCCUUCUCCCGGCUCGGCUCAGUGCUCAACUUCUUCCUCACACAGCGGUUCGAGUCGCACUACGGCAUGCAGUGGACGCUGUGGGGAGGUACGUUGCUGUGUGUGCUGGGUUUCCUCUCUGCUAUAACGGUCAGUGUGCUGGAUAAGAUGGGAAUGAAACAGCUGGGACUGGACGGAACCAUUCAGGAGGAAUCCCGCAAAGUGAGGGUGCAGGAUAUCCGGUUGCUUUCUAGCCGUUACUGGUUGCUGGUCCUCACCAUCAUGUUCUUCUACAAUGGAAUCUUCCCGUUCAUUGCUGACGCCAGUAAGUUUAUCCAGGAUAAAUAUUCAGGCUACGGUCAGAAGGAAGCUGCCUACAUCGCUGGUGCUGUAUACGACAGUUCUCUGGUGUUGUCUGCUGCUGUCGGGAUCCUCAUCGAUUACGUGGGUCUGCGUGGUGUGUUCGCUGUGCUGUGUGCAGUGUUGACGUUGCCGGUAUUCGGGCUGUUGGCCUUCACCUUCGUUCCUCCGCUCGUCUGCACCAUCUGGCUCGGAAUCACCUACUCAUUCGCAGCUGCGAGUAUGUGGCCCUCCAUCCCCCUGGUGGUCCCUCAGGCCACUCUGGGCACUGCAAUGGGUUUGGCCACUUCAGUGCAGAUGAUCGGCAUCGGGAUCUCUAACCUGAUUGUGGGGCAGAUCCUGGGCACCAAGAACAGUGAUGUUAAGAUUCCUCUGUGGCGCUGGCAGCGGAUGAUGAUCUUCAUGCUGGCGAAUACAAUCAGCUGCAUCAUCACCUCAGCCGUACUGAACAUAGUGGAUCACAGACAGGGAGGAACUCUGAACAGGACGACGAAGCGAUCAGCGGUGCAGAACGCAGAGGUGCAGACGGACACGGAGCCGCUGGUGAACGAGGCAGAGGACGGAGGAGAGGAAGACGGGAUCAACACCUCCAGCUCCAUCAACACAUCCUGAACAUCAUCACUCGCUCCAGCAGGGAAUGGAUGCUAAAGGGAAAAACACACUCUGAGCUCACAGCUGUUCCCCAGAGCAGAUUCACACUCAGCCGUACGUUUAAGCAAAUGACGUUUUAUUGAUUGUCUAAGUGUAAAUAACUUGCACAUCCUUUACAGAGACACACUUCUGCACAGUGUAGUACACAGUUACUGUUUAUUUACUGAAUUUAACACACUGGAAUAAAAAUUAAACUUUUGCACAGGCCACAUUUUAUGUUUGCAUUUUUCCAAUUUGUUAAAUUCAGCAAAUAAACAGUAAUUGUCCACUGACCGGGGCGCCCAAACUUUUGCACACAACCGUAUACACAGCGUGUCAAAAGUCUGGGGACACCUAGCUUUUAAAAAUGGUUUUAGUAGAAAUGAUCACGUUUUCUUUGCAGUAACUGACCAUCAUAUUAAACAGAGCUGUUUUUAUCUCAGUAUUAUAUAAACCAUUACAUAAGGCCUGUAAAACUAAAGGAACAGCUGAUAACUGUCCUACUUUGGGAAUAAAGCCAAAGGCCACGCCCAUUUUCUCAUCCGUGCUCAACGCUUUAGCUGUUUAAACCCUUUUUGGGGAAAAAAAAAGCUUCAAUAUGGUCUUUUACAUUAAAAGUAGUUUUGGAAAUCAAACAUUACAUUUGAAAAGAGAACAAAGCUCAAAGCCCAAACUUUUGCUGGGCUGAUCAGAGAGAAGUGUUGAGGAUGAUGUUACAUCAUGGCGAAGCUCCUUCAGUCAGGAUUAAUGCUGCAGAUAUGUGUGUGUGCACAGACGUAUGUUCUGCCUUUUAUAUAAUGGUUUUUGUAGUUGUAUGUGGGGCAUCAGGUGAGGGUAUACAGUGUUCGGUGGUGUUGGGGUGGGAUUUCUCCGUAGUUCAGUGUGUGAGAUGUACUUAGAGAGAUUCAGAGCGGUUUGGUGUGAAAUGGUUCAGAUGUCUUUACAGUGGUGGUGAUAGGAACCAGGGGUCGCCAUGACUACAACACAAAUAUAGACAUUUUAUUUACUAUCCAGAACCACCAGUGAACCUACACGAGUCUUCUGAGUUUAUAUGAAUGUUGAUGAUGGAAAAUAGUGGAAAAUCUGAAAUAAUAAGUUUUCUUUGGGGACUAUUUUGCCUCACAGCGCCCUGCAUGUAUCCCUCCACCAUGAAUGGAGUUUAAGUUCUCUAAACUAUCAUAAAACAGUGUCUCAGUCAUCAGGCAGUGAAUUCAUAACCAUUUCAUGUAGUAACUUUCUGUGAGGGAGCUUUUAGAGGUGGACGUCUGGUUCCUAUCACCACCACUGUGGACAGUUCUGACUCUGUAAGUUUAUCUAGAACGGAUCAUUUCACACCAAACCACUCUGAACUGCUCUGUUCAUAUCUUAUCCAUUUUAUUAAGCAGAAAUUUUGAAAAUUGGUGGAGUUCCCAUCUAACACAGGGUUGAAUUAGUGGCAUUAACACAGAUUUGAUUUCACUGGUGUUUGGUGUGACAACAUGCCUCAGUGGUCACAUGAGUUACCAAAAUAUCAUCAUUAUUAUUAUUAUUAUUAUUAUUACUAGUCGCGCGGUGAGAAACAGUCUGUUGAACUGAAUCUUUUAAGUUGAGGUUAAAGGUCUCUGUUAAGCUGCGAGUGACUGAACUCAUCUGCAUGUUUUAAACCCUAUGAUUUUUUUAUAUACUGAUAAUAAACAUUUGUCCUGUAAGCUGA